AUGUGCGAAAGAAGCGGGAAAUAUAGAAAUCCACUUCAGAAUUUUAAAAGUGACGACACCGGUUCAAGAAAAUGUGAGUGUCCCUUUAAGGUCCGUGGUUACAUGUUGGCAAACAAAAAUUGGAGAUUUAAUGUCAUGUGUGGUUUGCAUAACCAUGAUUUGUGUAAAAAGUUAGCCGAUCAUUCAAUUGCGUGUCGGCUCAUGCCGGAAGAGAAGGAAUGCGUUGUUGACAUGACAUUGAAUUUGGUUCAACCGAAAAAUAUACUUGCAACAGUGAAAUGGAAAAGACCCGAAAAUAUAUCAAAUAUCAAGCAAGUGUAUAAUAUUCGGUACCAAACUAACAAGGCACUUAGGGGGGAUAAAACUGAAAUGCAACAACUCUUGAAAUUCUUGGAUGAUAAAAGUUACAUGUCUAGGUACCGAACGUGCAAGGAUGGCGUUCAUGUUAGAGAUAUAUUUCGGACUCAUCCUAAUUCUAUAAAGUUGUUCAGGAUGUUUCCUACGGUGCUCAUACUUGAUUCAAUGUACAAGACCAACAAGUAUAAACUUCCAUUGUUGGAGAUGGUUGGUGUUACCUCAACAUUGAAGAAUUGGUUGGGAAAUAGUAAAGGCGAUUUUUGUAGAGAUUGA
Molecule: messenger RNA, 630 nt
Organism: Lathyrus oleraceus (garden pea)
Lineage: Eukaryota; Viridiplantae; Streptophyta; Magnoliopsida; Fabales; Fabaceae
Exons: 1
Coding region: 1-630 (209 amino acids)
Biological process (GO): cellular response to iron ion starvation; positive regulation of transcription by RNA polymerase II
Molecular function (GO): DNA-binding transcription factor activity, RNA polymerase II-specific
Source: RefSeq, a predicted model, not a curated record